GCUUAUAGCAUGAACCGUAUCCACAAAUCCUGGAUCUUAACUUCUUUCGUGUUCUUCCCCAAAAUUUUCAACGUAAUCCAAAAUUUCUUUCUUUUGUCGAUUUACUUCGAUUUCUUGAUUAAUGUUUCAAUUGAGCUGUAGAUUCAUCUAAUUCACGUUUCCCUCUUUCUAUUGAUACCAAUCUUUUUAUCUUUCCCUUUGUCAAAACAGAUCUAGGGUUAGGGCUAUCGAUGUCCUCACAAGCUGUAUAAUUUCUUAAUCCAUCGUUUUAUUUCGCUAUUGACUCGUAUUUUUAUAAAUAUCCCCUUUAGUUUUCAUGUUAAUUUCAUGUUUCUCGUCCUCGAUUGAGAUCUAGGGUUCCUAUUUUCCGAUCUAUCCUAGGACUUGCCAGAUCUGUAAAUUAACAAAGGGGUUUCUCUUGAUUUGUAUAUAUUUUGUCGAGUCAUAUCUAUUCUAUUCUUGAUUUGGGGGUUAGGGUUAGGUCUUUUCUGAGUUGGGGAUUUUCGAUUUUUUUUCCAGCUUAAGCUUCUGAAACGGCUAAGAAUCGUAUUUAAUAUUGUUUGAGUCUUGUGGUGACGUUCUAGUUUGGUUCCAUCCUUUGUGCAGUUGGCCUGUAACAUUAUCCGAGCUUGUCCCUAUAGAGAGAGAUUGCAAAAUGGGAUUUAAACGCCCUUUCGAUGAUGAGAAGUUUCAUGAGCUCCCAUUCAAACAUUCUAGACAGCUUGGCUUUAAUGAUAAGUCUACGCAGUUUCAAGAGUUUAUUCCACGACAUGCUGUUUCGGAGAAACCUCUUGCCACGGUGAAUGAUGAGGGAGAUCUCUCAAAUCCUCAAGGAGGUGAAACCUUUGAUGAAGAGUCCAAUCUUGGGUACUACGGUUUUGUCGUGGAUGGUUGUUUCGAUCGAGUCAUGAAAGAUUGCGACGGAGAAGCGGCAGCUCAUGCUCCUCAUUCUGCAAGCUAUUUUGAGGUUGGUCUUGUACCUCCAAGACCAUGUUCUCCUGUUGAGACUUUGUAUUCUUUCCUCUUGGAUCAACCUGUUAGAAAGCAAGUGCACGUUGGACCAGAUCAUCAAGCCUUAAUUCCUGAGUGGGAGAACCUAGAAGCUUCAGGCACGUCGAAGCUAUCUGGUACAUGCGUCAUUCCCAUGCCGGCUUUGGAUAUGCCUGCAAAUAUGGAUGGCAUCGUAGGGAAAGGAAGAGAGUUCUGUGUUUGCCAUGACAGGGGUUCUAUAAGAUGCGUGCGCCAGCACGUCAAAGAAGCUAGAGAAGAAAUGGUCAAGGUGCUUGGAUUUGAGACAUUCAGAGACCUGGGCUUCUGUGAAAUGGGAGAAGUGGUUGCACAGAGAUGGAGCGACGGAGAUGCAAUACUCUUUCACGAGGUUGUUUAUUCAAAUCCCGUGGCAUUAGGUCGCAACUUUUGGAACCACUUGGAAGCUGCAUUCUUUUCUCGAACCAAGCACGAGAUUGUUAGCUACUACUUCAACGUUUUUGUCCUCAGACGAAGGGCCACACAGAACAGGUCUUUGAUGCUGGACAUUGAUAGCGAUGAUGAUGAAUGGCAUGGAGGUUCUUUGGGGACUCAAUAUGUCGAGGAAGAUGAAGAAGAAGAAGAAGACCCUGCUUUUGAAUCUCCUCUUCAUCAAGUGACUGACAAAUAUAAUGAGGAAGUGCAUCCAUUCAAUCAGGAAGAAGGUGAAGAAGAUGUCAGUGUUAGUGAUGAUGAUACCAGAGAAGGUGGUGCUGAACAUGUGGAUAGAUUUUCCGGGUGCAAUGAGGAGAGAUUGAACGUGGAAGAUGACUCUUAUACGGGCUUUGGACUUGGGCAUAAUGCAUUGAACUCAGUCUGGACAAACUGUACAAAGAAAGACGAGACAGGUGUUGGAGAGCAUCAGAAGAAGUCGAAUGAUCCGAAAGUGUCAGCAAAUGGCAAAGAUCUUCAACCAACAGGGAGCAUUAUGGAGGAGAUAUUUGGCCAUGGAGAAAGCAAGUAAGCAACAUCACUCUCAACAACUUGCAGAAUGCUAGGAGAGACUUUUUUGGGUUAUGGGCUCCUCCAAAUGUUACUCUUUUAAAGUAGAGAGAGAGAGAGUUUUUAGAAAAUUAAUUUUAAUGCUGUGGAGCUCUAGUGAACGGGCUCAUGUUUCACUUUUCUUGGGACCCUCUUGUCUGGAAAUCGUUUAUUACCUAGAAUGUCAGAAUCUCUCUGAAUUGCUCUUAUAGGGUUUUUUAUCUCGUUGUGACCUUUAAAUUAAUGUUGUACAGGAAGAAAUGUGAAGGCCUAGUGUGCCUUUCCCUUUC
This is a messenger RNA of Brassica napus (rape), 2297 nucleotides long. RefSeq lists its product as uncharacterized. The transcript is spliced from 3 exons. The coding region runs from base 656 to 1990 and encodes 444 amino acids. The record is from RefSeq and is a predicted model, not a curated record. NCBI's taxonomy places the organism in Eukaryota, Viridiplantae, Streptophyta, Magnoliopsida, Brassicales, Brassicaceae.